Molecule: messenger RNA, 390 nt
Organism: Penaeus monodon (black tiger shrimp)
Lineage: Eukaryota; Metazoa; Arthropoda; Malacostraca; Decapoda; Penaeidae
Product: uclacyanin-3-like
Exons: 1
Coding region: 1-390 (129 amino acids)
Source: RefSeq, a predicted model, not a curated record
AUGUGUACCCUUUCAGCCACCUGCAUCAUUUAUACCGUCUACACUGCUUGCACCACCUGCACCAUCUACACCAUCUGCACCACCUGCACCAUCUACACCAUCUGCACCAUCUGCACCAGCUACACCAUCUACAUCAUCUACACCACCUGCACCAUCUACAUCAUCUACACCAUCUGCACCAUCUACACCAUCUGCAACAGCUACACCAUCUACACCACCUGCACAUCUGCACCAUAUACACCACCUACAUCAUCUUCACCACCUGAACCACCUGCACCAUCUACACCAUCUACAUCAUCUUCACCACCUGCAUCAUCUAUACCAUCUACACCACCUACAUCAUCUACACCAUCUACACCACCUGAACCACCUGUACCAUUCUUAAAUUAA